AUGCUACCGGAAAGUGAAUUCCGGUGGGAGACAGAGAAAACUGAUAGAAAUCAGACCGAAAGGAAGAAAGAAAGAAGAGACACCACAAGAAAGAAGAAAGCAGGAAAGAGGCCGGCGUCGCUUAGCAAGAAAGAAAGAAGGCCUCGUAAGAAAGAAAGAAAGAAAGAGACCGGUGCGACAAGAAAGAAAGAGCAAGCAUCGAUAGAGACUGACGUCGGAGACGAACCGGCGAAAGACCGCUACCUACCUGAAAGUGAAUUCCGGUGGGAGACAGAGAAGACUGAUAGAAAUCAGACCGAAAGAAAGAAAGAAAGAAGAGACGCCACAAGAAAGAAGAAAGCAGGAAAGAGGCCGGCGUCGCUUAGCAAGAAAGAAAGAAGGCCUAGUAAGAAAGAAAGAAAGAAAGAAAGAGACCGGUGCGACAAGAAAGAAAGAAAGAGCAAGCAUCGGUAA
Molecule: messenger RNA, 453 nt
Organism: Helianthus annuus (common sunflower)
Lineage: Eukaryota; Viridiplantae; Streptophyta; Magnoliopsida; Asterales; Asteraceae
Product: protein PXR1-like
Exons: 2
Coding region: 1-453 (150 amino acids)
Source: RefSeq, a predicted model, not a curated record